Molecule: messenger RNA, 531 nt
Organism: Orycteropus afer afer
Lineage: Eukaryota; Metazoa; Chordata; Mammalia; Tubulidentata; Orycteropodidae
Gene: SPAG16
Product: sperm associated antigen 16
Biological process (GO): axoneme assembly
Cellular component (GO): axonemal central apparatus
Molecular function (GO): protein binding
Source: RefSeq, a predicted model, not a curated record
AUGGCUGCGCAACACGGGAUGCCCAACCUGGCCCUGCGGGUCCUGGAAGAAACGCUGGGCGUGAGCUUGCCAGCAGCUGGGGAUACCGCGGAUGCGGUGGCCGCAGAAGGCGCCUACUACCUAGAGCAAGUCACAAUAACUGAAACACCUGAAGAUGAUUAUGGAUAUGAAGAGAUACCAGAUGAUAAUUUCAGUAUUCCAGAAGGCGAAGAAGAUCUGGCAAAAGCAAUUCAGAUGGUCCAAGAACAGGCUACAGAUACUUCUAUUUUGGAGCAGAAAACAAUUCUUCCUUCGAAGCAUGCAGUAUCUGAAGUAAUAGAAGACUUUCUCUGCAAUUUCCUGAUUAAAAUGGGAAUGACUCGAACUCUUGAUUGCUUUCAAUCUGAAUGGUAUGAACUAAUACAGAAGGGAGUAAUUGAACUUAGAAAUAUUGAGAAUGUUCCAGAUGUUUAUACUCAGAAUAUGGUUUUAGAAAAUGAGAACAAAAAUUUGAAGAAAGAAUUGAAGCACUACAAGCAGGCAGCUGAGUAA